GAAAUGGAUUGGCGGGAAAGUGACAGGUGUUCGGACCUACGCGGGGUGUGUGUCUCUCACGUGCGGCGUGCACAGCCCGCCCUUCGGGAGCUGUGGCUUCGAGUGCUGCUGCUGAUGUUUUGUGCGGACAAGGCGUGAGAAGAAAGGGUGCUCGUUCAGACCACCUCCCUCUUCCUCCUCCUCCUGGUAGUCCUCCACCUCGCACUCCUGUUUCUUCUGCUUCUUGUACAAUCGAUUGGUUAUUGGUUAAUCAAUCAACGAAGCCAAUAAUGCCAAUCAAGUGGGAGGUUGGGGAGUUAACCACGUAUAGCUGCUCGAUCUGAGGAAAUAGUGGGGAGGGAAGGGGUUGUACGAUGUUGGCGGUGAGUUUGGGGGGUGGGCCGAAAAAGAAGUGGAGAGGGGGAGGGAAGGAGGAGGGAGGGAGGGAGCGGUUAAUCGUCGGGAAGCUAUGCGCAUGGCGACACGUCUCUUCGUCCUCUACUGCUGAAUCAAUCGAUCAAUCAAUCUGGUCCACCUGUCAAUCGAUCAGCUGUUCAAGGAAUCCAUCCAUCCAUCCAUCCAUCCAUCCAUCUAUCACCCAAUCAACCAACCAAUCAAGCAAGUGCGACAGGCAUAAGUAAGGGUAUCGGGUUGUGUGGGGGGAUGUUCGGAAGCAUAGUGAAAUGCUGAGCGCAGAAGUAGGCGGGACUGGGAGGUAAACGUCCAAGGACCUCCCACCUCCCUCGCCUCUUCCGCCUCCUCCUCUUUUUCGUCUUGGGUUAAUCAGCCAGCUGAUUUGGUAGCAGGACCUGAGUGGUCAAUCAAGAGACAGGAGGGUGGGGAGGCGGGGGCGGGUUGCGCGGGUGAGGGGGUGAGAAAGGGGAGUUGGCAUGGCUAAUGGUGUGUUCGAUGACCGCAGAGAGUACUGGGAUUCAGAAGCAGGGCCGGGGAGGUGGCAUUGGGACAACGGCAUCGACAGGCGGGCUGGGUGGUCGGCGACAGGGGUGCAAACCCCUCCUCAUACCCUUGGAGUGACCUCCGCGGCACAUCGCGUCUGUACCGGGGGGUUGGGUUGGGAUAAUGAUGAGGAUAAGGAGGGUAAGGAAUGGGACCACUUCUGCAGCAUCAGCGAUGACGGAGAACAGAGUCGCCGAGUCGGUGGCGGCGGGUUCACGACGAAAGGCGCAGCUGUAAGUCUAGCAGUGGCGGCGGUGGAGAGUAUCGUUGGAGAGGGGAGAAUAGGUGGUUUCGCGCCAGAUGGGGGGAAGUGGAAGGGGGUGGGGAGUAGCUGGGAGCCGCGAGGGAUGUCGGCGGAUGGUGGAUGGUUGCCAGCCCUCGGGCGCGCGGCGGCGGCGGCAGGCUGGGGAGCUUGCGGGGAAAGCGGAGAUAACGGCGGCGGCGAAGGAAGUGCGCGGCGUCUUCAGUACAGAUGGGAUGGAGCGGCGGAAGCGGUGUCCCGAUCUGCAUCCUGCGGUGACAAGCUGGACCUAACAGAAGUACUCACGAGGACGCCGGGCAUGGGGUCUGGUUCUCUUCCUCCUCCUCAUGCGCUCUCUCGCCGUCUUCCUCAUUCUCCUCCUGCGUGUCCAUCGUCCUUGUCGUUGGCGUCGCUCUGGUCUUGGAUCACGGCACGCGGGGGCUCGGCGGCGGACGGGAUCGGUAUUGGGGUAGGGCCCAUUCCGCGUGACAGCUCAGCUUUGUUGUCGGGAUCCUCGUCAUCGUCUUGGUUGCUUGAGUGUAUCAAGCGGAACGGCAUCGCAACGGCUCUCGGGGGGCUGAGCGCCGCCGCGUCGGCGGGGGGGAAGUCGGGGGGCGGUUGGUGGGAUAGAGUAGGGGGAGGAGGAGGAGGCAUUGAGGGAGGGGGAGGAGGAGGAGGAGGAUGGAUUGACGGUGGAGGAGGAGUUAGGAUGAUCAAGAAGAUGAAGAAGAAACCGCCGAAGCCUCCGGGAAUACCACUUCCACCUCCCAGGCGGCCUGUUGCAGCAGCAGGAGGAGGAGGAGGCGCAGACGGAGCAAUAGGAAUAGGAGGAAUUGGAGGAGGGGUGGGGGGAAUAUCUGGAUUUCCCCCUGUGCUGAGAGAACCCCCGCAUGGGUUAAUGAUGAUGCCCCAGCAGCGACGUCGAGGCCGCGGAGAUAGAGCUGCCGGGGGUUUGAUUGGAGUACGAGAGAGGAAACCGUUGGUUCCACACGAGAGAGCUAAUCUGGUCCUCGGUACCAUUUUGGGACUCUGCUUUGCGGUGUUGAUGUUGUUCCAAGUUUUUUAUGUGCAGACAAAUGGGGAAAGGAAGCAUCGCUUGGACGCUGGUGGCUUGAACAGCGAUUCUCUUGGAUUGUAGACGUGGCCGGUGUUUGAGAUUAGAUGGGUUGUACCAUCAUCAUCACUGCGGGAUCCACAGAUUUGAUGAUGGCACAGGCUGGUCAUGAACCUCAUUGAAGCAGGGAAGAGUGGGCGUGACAAUUUGUAACAAGAAUGAGAGCAGUAGUGCUUGUGCCAGAUUUUGAGAGUGCAGUGUGCCAACGGUAUUUGUACAGACAAUGCUGACGUGAAGGAGGCAGGGCUGGCGUUUUUCAGCAGGCGUGAGGAUCACAAGAGAGUAGUAGCGCCCUUGUCAGAUUUUGAGGGAGAGAAGAGACUCGAGUGCGCUGCUUGAUAGUGCUAUUUGAACAGGCAAGGCUAAUAAGAAGAAUGAGGCAGGCCAAUGUUGUUCAGCAGGCGUAAGCAUCACACCAUUGGCAACAGGCAAGGCUAAUAAGAAGAAUGAGGCAGGCCAAUGUUGUUCAGCAGGCGUAAGCGUCACACCAUUGGCACCAUCCAUUUUGUCCCCUUUGUAAUUUACUGUUGCAGCUGACUAAUCUGGGACGUUGGGAAGGAGUGGGCGACCCCUAUAUUGCACACAGGAUGUAUGUAUACCCAGUGAAAGUUGAUGAUGCAACCCAGCGUUGUUGAGCAGACAUAAGGAUCACAGCAUCCACAGAAUCUCUUGGGUCUCAUUUUUUGCACAUUUUUUGCACAGAGUGUCUGCUGUUCAUAAUGCGGACACGAGAGGAACGGCAAGUGGUGGCGUGCCUUUAUGGUGGUGACUGGCUCAUGAACUUGUGCCCCAGUAGGAGCAAUAGUUCCUGGGAAGCAAUAGUCCCUUCCCAGCGCCCCUGACCUCCAGUAGGAGCAAUAGAUGUUGGGGUUCCUGAGAUGGACAAAUGCGGACAAGAGAGGAACGGCUUUUAUGAGAGCCAACCCAACCCUAGAUGCAGACCCUUGUGGUUAACGUUGGUAGGAUAUGGUGCAUGAUUGUGUGUGCAUGGUGCUGCUCAUGCCUUGGUCAAGUGAUGCUUGACCGGUGUAUACCAUGAAGAGGAAUAAGGCUCCACUGGUGCUACGUUCGUACUUGGAAAGCAUGAACCCGGUCGUUAUCAUGGUUGUGGUCAUGCUUGGUAAGCAUGAAUCUAGCACCGGUGGGAGCUGGCCCGGACCUGAAAAUGUGUCGGCUAUGUGGUUUCUUCUCAAGGUCCACAACAUCAUGGGAAUGCGUGGGCAAGGGAAGGUGCACAUGUUGGACGACUCCAUCAACCCACCAGUGCCUGGGAUUCAUGUUGGGAGUGAGUAUGGGGUAUAUAAUUCAGGUGGCUAUGCUGAUGAGAGGCAGAUCCAGGACAAGGGGAAGAGUUUUCCAUGUCAUAAUAGGCAAGUUUGAAGAAGAGAGGGAGUGGGAGUUGGAGGUGGAGGUGGAGGUGGUUGGGCAGGAGGGGAGCCACGUGGACAUCAGACUGGUGCAGGGAUAUGGGUCAGGGGCGCUGUUGACAAUGACAGGAUAAGUGAGUUUGAAGAAGAGAGGGAGUGAGAGUUGGGGGUGGUUGGGCAGGAGGGGAGCCGCGUGGACAUCAGACUUCUGCGGGAUACGGGUCAGGGGCGCUGUAGACAAUGGCAGGAUAGCGGCACUGCGCGCGAUGUGUUCUGGCCAAGGACGAGAGAGAAUCUGAGUUGUCAAGUAGCAUGCGUACGAGGGUGUGCUAUGGCAGGUUGCUAUGCCUGUCGUGAGGAAAGAUACACGAGUCAGUACCAAGAUCAGUAGUUGGACGAGCACCAGAGCAACCAGAUGAAGAGGAGGAGGGGUGGACACAGGAGCGUCAGCCAAGGACGAGAGAGAAUCUGAGUUGUCAAGUAGCAUGCGUACGAGUGUGUGCUAUGGCAGGUUGCUAUGCCUGUCGUGAGGAAAGAUACACGAGUCAGUACCAAGAUCAGUCGUUGGAGGAGCACCAGAGCAACCAGAUGAAGAAGAGGAGGGGUGGACACAGGAGCAUCAGCAAAGACAAGGAGUGGUGCAGCAAAGACUGGAGGGUCUGAAAGAUGGGUGCAGGAGUGAGAGUUCGGAUGGUUGCCCAAUGGAUGGAAAAAGAGACGCAAUGGCAAUAGAUAAAUCAGCGGUGAGUGUCAGACAGCUCUGUGCCCGCCUGGACAAUGAGUGACCGUCUCUGCAGCAUAUCCUAUCCAUUCCUUUGUGCACUCCCGUUCCAAUGAUGAAGGAGGUGGUGCUGGGAAGAGCAUGAAAGAAGCGGAAACAGCCUGCUGGAAAGGAGAUGAACGCAAUACCCAACUCGAGUGUUUCGCUAUAGGCGGUGUGGCCCACGGAAGCAGCGCAGAUAGCAUGUCAGUUGCUGUGGCGAGGAAGGAGGGUGGGGCGCGAGUGGAGAAUGGAAAGGUGAAAGGAAGAAUGCCUGAGAAAUGAAUGCAGAGCAGGGUAGGAGCGGGGCAGAAAGGAUAAUUGUGAUGUGGAGCUGAACCAAGAGAAAAAGGCAGAGAGGUCUGGUGGUGCUGAGUGUUGACGGCCACGUGGUCAGUGUGGGUGCUUUUGAGUGCCGGCCUUGGUGCAGAGUGUGUUAUGUGGGACCCAAACCCAGAUAUCAUUUGGACCUGGAUUCAGAUGACGUCCAGGCGUGUUGGAUCUGAUCUGGGAAAGAAGGGAGAUGCCCCAAAGAGCAUUUAUUUUCUUUCUAUUUUUUCUUCUUAUAAAUUAUACUUCUUUUCCCCUCGUCGGAUUUGGUUAGGAAUUUUUGUAAUGGCCCUCGGCCCACUGUUGUCUUAUUGCAAUGCUGCACAGCUUCCCCCUGCUUGCUUUUAAAAAUUCGAAAGGGAAAAUGUGAUUCAUCCUGACAUAUCAUCCAUGCAAGGGUAUCCGGACCCUGACAUUGGGACUGUGCGCAUGGCUGUCUGGGCGUAGGGAUCAAACCACAGCGACUCUUAAGUGUGUCGGUUGGCAGCCCCCUGAUGUGGAGGGUUGUCUCUGCCACAUAUUGUGUCAGGUUGCUGCAGGAGGGGAGGGGCAGAAAGGAUGAUUGUGAUGUGGAGCUGAACCGAGAGAAAAAGGCAGAGGUCCGGUGAUGCUGAGUGUUGAUGGCCACGUGGUCAGUGUAGGGUGCUUUUGAGUGCCAGUCUUGUGCAGUGUGUGUGUUAUGUGGGACCCUAACCCAGAUAUAUCAUUUGGACCUGGGUUCGGAUGACAUCCAGGCGUGUGUGUUGGAUCUGAUCUGGGAAAGGAAGGGAGUUUCCCCAAAGAGCAUUUAUUUUCUUUGAAUUCUUUUCGUUUUUCUUUUUAUAACUUAUUUUCCCCCCAUCGGAUUUGGUUAGGAAUUUUGUAAUGGCCCUCAGCCCAGAGUUAUAGCUAUUGCAGUGCUGCAUAGGAGCCUGCCCAUCCUGACAGACCAUCCAUGCAAUGGUAUCCAGACCCUGGCAUUGGGACUCUGCGCAUGGCUGUCUAUCAAACCACAGUGACUCUUAAGUGUGUCGGUUGGCAGCCCGCUGAUGUGGAGGGUUGUCCCUGCCAAAUAAUAUGUCAGGUUACUGCAGGACGGGUGGUGAUGUGGUAGGGCUAUGAACUUCGUGUCCCUGAUUCUUCACAGGUCUGUGGGGGGUUUUGAAUGUCAGAUAGCCUAUGUUCAGUGUGUUCGAUUCUGGUCUUGCGGUGGCACGUGGUAUGUGGUCAGGUGACCUCGUUAUGAAUGUUGUGCACCUGAUUCUUCUCAGACCUGCAGUCUGGUUGGAGUCGUCAUCAUGGUGAUCACAGUAAGUGAAGUCGGUGUCUUUUUUCCUGUGUUAGUCCCCAGGCGGCCCGGCUGGGGGAAGGUUGCCCGGGUAACCUCCCGGGCGGCCCGGACUGGGCAGGGCCCAGGCAGGGUCUCCCGUCCAGCGCAUAAUAUUUUUAAAAAAUAGAAAACAAAAAAAAAAGAUCCGAAAAAAAAAUAUAUAUGUUGUGUAAAAUAAUAAAAUUGCAAUACAAAC
Chara braunii is the source of this 6253-nucleotide messenger RNA. NCBI's taxonomy places the organism in Eukaryota, Viridiplantae, Streptophyta, Charophyceae, Charales, Characeae. The record is from the annotation of a GenBank genome assembly.